Messenger RNA from Didymodactylos carnosus, 522 nucleotides. The record is from the annotation of a GenBank genome assembly. Lineage: Eukaryota; Metazoa; Rotifera; Eurotatoria; Philodinida; Philodinidae.
AUGGGGAAUAUGACAUCGAUACCCGUUGAAUUAUGCGCAACUUUUGAUGCGGAUGAAAUUCGUCGGCUAGGAAAACGUUUUAAAAAGUUAGAUAUAGACGGUAGUGGAUCACUGAGUGUUCAAGAAUUCAUGUCUAUACCUGAAUUACAACAAAAUCCAUUAGUACAAAGAGUUAUUGACAUAUUUGAUACAGAUGGAAAUGGAGAAAUUGAUUUUAAAGAAUUUAUUGGUGGUAUAUCACAAUUUAGUGUUAAAGGUGAUAAAGAAUCAAAAUUAAAAUUUGCAUUCAAAAUUUAUGAUAUGGAUAAAGAUGGAUUCAUUUCAAAUGGUGAAUUAUUUCAAGUAUUAAAAAUGAUGGUUGGUUCAAAUUUAAAAGAUUCUCAGUUACAACAAAUUGUUGAUAAAACAAUAAUAAAUGCUGAUAAAGAUGGAGAUGGAAAAAUUAGUUUCGAUGAAUUUUGUGCUUGUAUUGGUGAUCCUCUUUUAAUCGAUAUGUCAAAAAAAAUGACUAUUAUUGUUUGA